This is a messenger RNA of Rhodotorula graminis WP1, 2697 nucleotides long. RefSeq lists its product as uncharacterized. The record is from RefSeq and is a predicted model, not a curated record. Bases 1 to 2595 code for a protein of 864 amino acids. Lineage: Eukaryota; Fungi; Basidiomycota; Microbotryomycetes; Sporidiobolales; Sporidiobolaceae. The transcript has 10 exons.
AUGUCGGGCAAGACCACCAUGACGGCCAAGGAGCAGCUACGCGGUCGACGCGACAAGGCGGCCCUGCUCCAGACCGGCCGUCUCGCCGAGCGUCGCCUAGACCGCGAGCACCAGGACCAUCAGCACCAGCUUCAAGAGCUCCAGCAGCAGCUCGAGGAGGCGCAGCGCGAGGCCACCAUGGCCAAGGGCGGCGGUGGAGCCAUGAAGGAGCUCCAGAAGGAACUCGCCGACCUCCGCGUCACGCUCGCAGAAUCCGAGGCGGCCCUCGUCGCCGCCGCCGGCGAGCGCGACACGGCCGUCAAGGAGCGCGACGACAAGGAGAUCAAGGCGCUUCAAACCCGGCUCGCUCAAGCCGACGAGCGCACGGCCGAGGCGGCCGCGGGCGCCGGGAGCGGCAACGAGGAGAUGGCGGCGCGCGAGGAGAGGGUCAAGGAGAUGGAGCGUCGAUGCUCGACGAUGCAGCAGGACGCCUCUAAAGCUGUCGCCGGCCUCGCCGACCUCAAGACCAAGCUCGCCGAGGUCGAGGAGCUCAAGGACCGCGAGACUCAACGUCGCACCCGCCAGCUCAAGCACGCCGAGGAGCGCGCCGAGCGCAUGCGGGAGGAGCUCAUCACGGUGUGGGAGGCGUCCAACCGCGGCCAGUUUUCUGAGGCGGGCAAGAACAAGUUCGUCACCAAGGCGCUCGAGCUCGAGAACAGCCUUCAAGCCGCUCAAGAGCGCAUCGUUCAGCUCGAGGACAAGGGUCUCGAGGGCAAGGUCGUCGCAGCCGAGAAGAUCGCCAAGCGCUUCUUCGCCAUGAUCGAGUUCCUCCGCAUCACCGAGGCCGACGCCGACAAGCUCGUCAAGGACGGCGUCGCGUGGCCCGCUCCCGGCGCCGGUCCGCAGAACCUCAAGGAGCACAUGCAGGCGCUCGCCAUGGCGCCUCCACCUCCAGCGCCCGCACCCGCACCCGCACCCGCACCCGCACCGCCCAAGCCGGCGACCCCGCCACCGCCCAAGGAGGAGCCCAAGCCCGCUCCGCCGGCGCCGACUGCCGAGGACCGUGCCGAGAUCAAGAACCUGGAGUCGGCGAUCGAGGCGCUCGGGACCAAGGUCGACGAGCUGCAGCAGGCCGUCAAGGCCAAGUCGGACGAGAUCAGCACGCUCGAGGCCGACCGCCAGCGUCUCGAGGACGAGGUCGCCAAGCAGAAGAGCAAGACGCUGCUCGCCGAGCGCGACGCGCAGGAGCGCAACGACGAGCUCAUCCAGGUCAAGGGCCGCAAGGACAAGGAGGCGACCGACCUCGAGAAGGAGCGCACCAAGCUCAAGCACGAGGUCGACCGCCAGAAGCGCCGCGCCGACGAGGCGCUCGCCGACAACCAGAAGCUCGUCACCGACCACUCGAACGAGCUCGCCCAGAUCGAGCAGGAGCGCCACGAGGCCGAGUCGAGCCUCGCGCGUCUCGUCGAGCGCCAGGACCGCACCAAGGCCGAGCACGAGGCGACGAUGAACCAGCUCGUGUCGCGCAUCAAGGCCCUCGAGUCGUCGUCGGGCGGCGGAUCCGGCGCCGUGACGCCGAGCGACGUCGAGGAGCUCGUCGAGACGGCGCGCAUCAAGGAGGAGGAGCACGUGCGCCAGAUGGACAGCAAGAUCAAGGAGCUCGAGCUCCUCGAGGAGGAGCGCGACCGGUACCGCGACGAGGUCAACGCCGCCCGCGCCGCCGCCGACAAGAACGAGGCGCGCGUGUCCAAGCCCAUGUCGCGUGCGGCGUCCCGCUCGGCGAGCCCGGCCCUCGGCGCCCCAUCGACGCCCGAGAAGAAGAAGCCCGUGCGCGCCGACAGCAGCGGCGGCGGCGGCGGCGGCGACAAGGGCGAGGACCUUCCCUGGGCCCAGCAGCAGCAGAAGCAGGCCGUCGUCGAGCACCUCGAGAAGGAGCGCGCCCGCCUCGAGGCCGAGCUCGCGUCGCAAACGCGCAUGGCCGAGGAGGCCCUCACCGAGGCGGCCUCGCACCGCGCCGCGCUCGAGCAGCUGCGCUCGUCGCGCGCGACCGACUCGAGCCAGUGGGACGCCGAGCGCCACCGCCUCGAGGUCGAGCUCGGCUCGCAGGCGACGCUCGCCAUGCAGCGCGCGCGCGAGCUCGACGCCGAGCGCGAGCGCAUGGCCGGCCUCGUGCGCCAGGUCGCCGAGCUCGAGAAGGAGCGCACGACGCUCCGGGGCGAGCUCGUCGCGCGCGAGAACGUCCACGGCGGGUCGUCGUCGGGCGUGUUCGCGUCGUCGGGCCCGUGGGACACGCCGCAGCAGCAGCAGCAGCAGCAGCACUCGAAGGCGGUCGGCGCCCAGUUCAACGGCCACGGCAGCUCCUUCAUCGACCGCUCGACCGCCGGCACGCCCGUCUCGCAGUCGUUCGUCUCUGCGCCCGGCAUGCCCUCGUUCGGCAGCCCGGCGCCGUCGGCCAUGUCUGCGCAGGGCGCAGCAGCGGUCAACGGCGUCGGCGUGUCGGGCCCGGUGCGGCUCCUCGUCGAGCACCUGCGCAAGACGAACAGGGAGCUCAACCACGAGGUCCUGUCGCUCAAGGACGAGAACAUGACCCUCAUGAUGCGCCUCGCCGGCCUCUGAGCGCGGCUGUCGUCGGCUCGCGCGAGGAAGGAGGAUGCGCGCCGACUCGAGGCUGUGCCUCUCUCGUCGCCCGUCUCGCAAUGCCAUUGGUCUUUCCUCGAC